AUGCGUGGUGGCUGCUUUCUACCAGAUACUCUCGUUAUGCUCGCUGACAAAAGUCAAGUACCAAUCUAUUCCAUUCAACCUGGCGAUAACUUGCUUUCGUUCACAGGCACAGGCGAAAUCGUCACGACUGUGGUUCAGGAAGUGUUCUCUCGAACUGUUGAUAAUUUUAUCGAGUUACACGUCUAUGAAAAUACAACAAUAUUGGUCACACCCGAUCAUUUGAUUUUUACAGGCAACAAUUCAUUUACUCCGCUGCGAAAGUUAAGUGUCGAUGAUACUGUCUUUGUCUUAUCAGAAAUGGACAACAGCCUGAAAACAGUACCUAUUAAGAGUUUCAAAUCUGUUACUGCUCUAUCGACAUGUGUUUACAAUUUGCACACUGCUGAGCCGCAUACAUACUUUGCAAAUGGUAUUGCUGUGCACAACAUGUCUGGUGAUAUGGGUGCUGUCUUCGUUGACGUUUAG
This is a messenger RNA of Rotaria socialis, 465 nucleotides long. The record is from the annotation of a GenBank genome assembly. Lineage: Eukaryota; Metazoa; Rotifera; Eurotatoria; Philodinida; Philodinidae.